AUGAAACGAACCAUGUGGGGUUUGCUGGCCCUCUUGGCCGCGCCGGCUGCAGCAGCGGACGCUCGCCGCAGCUGCGAGUGCGAGGGCAUCGAUGAUUGGAACGACCCAGCUUUCUCCAGGUGCGACUGGUGGGGCGACGUCCACAUCACGGACAGCUGGCGAUCUCCCAGUGUCUUCGACUUCCAGGGCUACGGUGUCUACAGCUUUGCUUCCUCCACCGAGUGCGGCGGGGACUUCGAGCUGCAGAUCUUCCAGUGCCCGUACAGCAAGAACAGCAACGCGGUGGCCAUUGGCGUCGCGAUGAAGGUGAACGAUGGGGACGUGGUGGUGAUCGCCAACGACACGGUGUCCAACCCCGAUGGCGCCAGCGUCGUCCCGCCCACGUUUGAGAGCCUCAAGAAGGGUGUCAGCAUUGUCAGUGAUGACAAGUGCGUGCGCCUCAACGUCAACACCAAGCUCCUCAGGAGGGCACCACGCUUGUUGCACAACGGGAACUUGCGUGUGAUCAGCCAUGCUACAACCAGCGAGGGCAUUUGUGGAGCUCCCACCUUCGGCGGCUCCUACAUUGCCCCAGGCGAGGACAUGCUCUUCCCUGAUGCGACAUUCCAGGAGAUGUGCUCGUUCUGUGAGUCCGAGACCGGCGUCUCUGAGUCCACGACUACCGUCUUUGAGGACUACCCAGGUUAUGCCGGCGACCUGCCAGACACCUCUGGUGGUGUGAAGGUCGAGUCGGACGACGUGACGCAGACGCUCAGCUGGCUCUUCACGCAGGGCCUGGACCCGCGAUGCACUCAGGCUGGCUCGGCGGACAACAGCUGCGGUGUCCAGAUCCACGAUGGCAUGAGCUGUUCGGACCCCAACGCCAUCGGCAACCCUUACUGGGACCAGGAGGCAGUCCCAGAGAACCCUUGGCCGGAGGUGCGCUACGUGAUCGAAGGCUCCUUGCCAUCGAAGGUGAACGACCUCAAGGUGACGACCGGGCUCAGCGCAGCGGAGGUCAACGGCCGCGCUGUCAUCGUGUACGACUAUGACGGGGUCCGCAUCGGAUGCGCCACCAUCAAGAUCUGCAUCGACACCAAAACCACCGUGAAGGGUGCCAUCGACAAGUUGGAAGAGGCAGUGGACCAGAUCAAGGAUGCGCUCACCGACCUUGAAGGCGUGGUGGCCGCCAAAUCCUCCAACCACUCCGGCAAGGGCUACUCUCACUCCGGCUACCACUCCUCCGAUUACAAGAAAGAAACGCACCCGCCGGCCUACAAGUGCAACAACAUUUGCGGUGACAUUUGCUCUACGCAGCACCCUCAGCCGGCAAGUUGCCAGCAUAUGUGCAAGACAAGGCAAAAUGCCAUCAUCCCCAUCGCUCAAGUUUUCUGCUCCAAGGGACUUUGCCCCCUCAGCCCUAUGCCUAUGCUCACCGAGACCAACGAAGAGGUCGGCCUCUUGCAGAGGAAAACUCAUCAGGAUGAAGAGGUCGGUGCUUGCCGUCCCGUCUCCAAGUACUGCACGCUCUUCUGUAAAAAUGGCUUCAUGCUGCCUGCCAAGGGCAACGAUGCCAUCGCACAGUGCCAGUCCGAGUGCCAAGCUAACUUCGAGCCCUUCUUGGCUGCGCUGCAGAAGUACGUGGCGCUGCGUCCUGAGGCAUCCCGCGCCCCGGUCAUGAACCGAACCUUGUGGAGCUUGCUUGCCUCCGCGGCCUUCUUGGCUGCGCCGGCUGCGGCAGCGGACGCUCACCGCAGCUGCGAGUGCGAGGGCAUCGAGGAUUCGAAUGACCCAGCUUUCUCCAGGUGCGAUUGGUGGGGCGAUGUUCACAUCACGGACAGCUGGCGAUCUCCCAACGUCUUCGACUUCCAGGGCUAUGGCGUCUACAGCUUUGCUUCCUCCACUGAGUGCGGCGGGGACUUCGAGCUGCAGGUCUUCCAGUGCCCGUACAGCAAGAAUGGCAACGCGGUUGCCACUGGCGUGGCGAUGAAGGUGAACGAUGGGGACGUGGUGGUGAUUGUCAACGACACGGUGUCCAACCCCGAUGGCGCCAGCGUUGUCCCCCCUACGUUUGAGAGCCUCAAGAGGGGUGUCAACAUCGUCAGUGAUGACAAGUGUGUGCGCCUCAACGUCAACACAAAGCUCCUCAGGAGGGCACCUCAGUUGUUGCACAAUGGGAAGUUGCGUUUGAUCAGCCAUGCUACAACCAACCAGGGAAUUUGCGGAGCUCCCAGCUUCGGCGGUGCAUUCAUUCCCCCUGGCCCCAAAAUGCUCUUCCCGGACCCAACAUUCCGGGAGCUGUGCUCGUUCUGUGAAUCCGAGACUGGGGUCUCUGUCCCAGGAUGUGACCUGCCUGCAAACCCUCCAGAGAUUGAGCCGGGCUGCGAGUUCAUGGAGCUCAGAAAGAAGGGCCGAGAGGUUGUGCCGUGCAGGGGCAACCAGGACCCUGUGAUCGCGGAAGCCAAGGCUGAUGGCGAGAACUGUGUGGCUUACGUUGCCCUGCAGAAGCGCAAUAAUUGCAAUGAAUUCUGUGAAGAGAGGGGCUCCACAUGUGUCAGGGCCAUUGACCAGCCGAACGGUGAGAGGUGCGUAGCCAGUGUGUCCAGCCUUGAUGAAAUUGACACGAACAAGGUGAAUUGUAACACCAGGCGCUUCCGAGAUCUCCUGUGCGUCUGCAAGAAGGCAGACAACCCUGCUCCAGGACCAACGCCCGAAGAAGCAUGCGCCAACCUGCCGGACGGCUUCACUUUGAAAAUGGCUAAAAACCUGUGCCACACCACUGUGGACUUCUUGCAGGGCGUCGCUUACCCGGGCACCGCGACCUCCGGCCCUCAAAAGGUCUUGGAGGACAUCCUGCGCGAUUGCAUCGUGGAUGUGUGCACUGCGCCGCCCGAAGAUCGCGAGGAGAUCGCGGACAAUGUGAACGGAGUGGUGGAAGUGGAGUCUCUCCCCGAUGGCACCACUCGCCUUGCCUACAGCCUUACAGACCUCGACCCCGCAUGCGACGGCACCAGCUGCGACGAACCAACUGGCCCUCAUUUCUGGGACAGCGGCAGCAUCCCGCAAGAUCCUUGGCUGUCGGUGAGAUACGACUCCAGCACGGACCCAGCAAACGUACUUUCCGAGAUUGUGGAGGCAGGCCUUUCCAACGAGGACGUCUUGGGACGUGCGGUUGUGAUCCAUGAUGUUACCGGUGCGCGCAUCGCAUGUGGCAUCAUUGAGCCCUCCACCACCACGGUCUUCGAGGAAUUCCCUGGGUACAACGGGGAUUUGCCUGUGACAUCUGGUGGGGUGCAGGUGUUGUCCGACGAUGGCGACGGCACCCAGACGCUCAGCUGGAUCUUCACUCAGGGCGUCGACCCGCGGUGCACCUCGGCCGGUCCGGCGGCCAACAGCUGCAGUGUCCAAAUCUUUGAUGGCACCAGCCCCGAUGCACCCGGCAACCCUUACUGGAACCAGGGCGACAUCCCCCAGAACCCUUGGCCGCAGGUGCGCUAUGUGAUCCAAGGAUCCCUCCCAACGGCGGUGAAUGACGUCGAGGUGACGACUGGACUUACCUCCGCGGACAUCGAUGGUCGUGUUGUGGUGGUCUACGACUACGACGGCGUCCCCGUCGGCAUUGCCAUCAUCGAGCUGCCAGAGGACGUUCCUGAGCCGGCGGAGGGUGAUGACCUGUACGUCUUCGACUUCAGCCCGUACCCUG
Molecule: messenger RNA, 3682 nt
Organism: Symbiodinium pilosum
Lineage: Eukaryota; Dinophyceae; Suessiales; Symbiodiniaceae
Source: the annotation of a GenBank genome assembly